AUGCGGGGGGUUCUGACACCCCUGUCUUUGCUGCUGCUGCUGCUGAUGCUGGGGUGUGGGCCACGGGCAUCUUCUGGUGGCGGGGCCAGCGGGGCAGCAGGCUAUGCUCCAGUGAAGUACAUACAGCCCAUGCAGAAAGGACCUGUGGGACCGCCCUUCCGAGAGGGCAAGGGCCAGUACCUGGAAAUGCCUCUACCGCUGCUGCCAAUGGACCUGAAGGGAGAGCCUGGCCCCCCUGGAAAGCCCGGGCCUCGAGGUCCCCCUGGCCCUCCUGGCUUCCCAGGAAAACCAGGCACUGGAAAGCCAGGGCUCCAUGGGCAGCCUGGCCCUGCUGGCCCCCCUGGCUUCUCCAGAAUGGGCAAGGCUGGGCCCCCAGGGCUCCCAGGCAAGGUUGGACCACCAGGGCAGCCGGGACUUCGGGGGGAGCCAGGAAUACGAGGGGACCAGGGCCUUCGGGGACCUCCAGGACCCCCUGGCCUUCCUGGCCCCUCAGGCAUCACCGUCCCUGGAAAACCAGGUGCCCAGGGGGUGCCAGGGCCCCCAGGAUUCCGAGGGGAACCAGGGCCCCAGGGGGAGCCUGGACCCCCAGGUGAGCGAGGCCUCAAGGGGGAUAAUGGAGUAGGCCAGCCAGGGCUGCCUGGGGCCCCAGGGCAGGGGGGUGCCCCUGGACCCCCUGGUCUCCCUGGUCCAGUUGGCUUAGGCAAGCCAGGUUUGGAUGGGCUUCCUGGGGGCCCUGGAGACAAGGGUGAGUCGGGGUCUCCCGGGGUUCCAGGCCCCAGAGGGGAGCCAGGAGCAGUGGGCCCAAAAGGACCCCCUGGUGUAGAUGGUGUGGGGGUGCCAGGGGCAGCAGGGGUGCCAGGGCCACAGGGCCCAGCAGGGGCCAAAGGGGAGCCAGGGACCCGGGGCCCCCCUGGACUGAUAGGCCCCACCGGCUAUGGGAUGCCAGGCCUGCCAGGCCCUAAGGGGGACAGGGGCCCAGCUGGGGUCCCAGGGCUCCUGGGGGACAGGGGUGAACCAGGUGAGGAUGGGGAACCAGGGGAGCAGGGCCCACAGGGCCUUGGGGGCCCCCCUGGACUUCCUGGGUCUGCAGGGCUCCCUGGCAGACGUGGGCCCCCUGGGCCUAAGGGAGAGGCAGGGCCUGGAGGACCCCCAGGGGUGCCUGGCAUUCGGGGUGACCAGGGGCCUAGUGGCCUGGCUGGAAAACCUGGGCUCCCAGGUGAGAGGGGACUUCCUGGGGCCCAUGGACCCCCUGGACCAACUGGGCCCAAGGGUGAGCCAGGUUUCAUGGGCCGCCCUGGAGGACCAGGAGUGGCAGGAGCCCUGGGGCAGAAGGGUGACUUGGGGCUCCCUGGGCAACCCGGCCUGAGAGGCCCCUCAGGAAUCCCAGGACUUCAGGGCCCAGCUGGCCCUAUCGGGCCCCAGGGUCUGCCAGGACUGAAGGGUGAACCAGGCCUGCCAGGACCCCCUGGAGAGGGGAAAGUGGGAGAGCCCGGCACUGCUGGGCCCACGGGGCCACCUGGGGUCCCCGGCUCCCCAGGACUUACGGGCCCUCCUGGGCCUCCUGGGCCUCCUGGGCCCCCUGGUGCCCCCGGGGCCUUCGAUGAGACUGGCAUUGCAGGCUUGCACCUGCCCAAUGGUGGUGUGGAGGGUGCUGUGCUUGGCAAGGGAGGCAAGCCACAGUUCGGGCUGGGUGAGCUGUCGGCUCACGCCACGCCGGCCUUCACUGCUGUGCUCACCUCGCCCUUCCCUGCCUCGGGCAUGCCUGUUAAAUUUGACCGGACCCUCUACAACGGCCACAGCGGCUACAAUCCAGCCACUGGCAUCUUCACCUGCCCCGUGGGCGGCGUCUACUAUUUUGCUUACCAUGUGCACGUCAAGGGCACCAACGUGUGGGUGGCCCUGUACAAGAACAACGUGCCGGCCACCUACACCUACGACGAGUAUAAGAAGGGUUACCUGGACCAGGCGUCCGGCGGGGCUGUGCUCCAGCUGCGGCCCAACGACCAGGUCUGGGUGCAGAUGCCCUCGGACCAGGCCAAUGGCCUCUACUCCACCGAGUACAUCCACUCCUCCUUUUCAGGAUUCUUGCUCUGUCCCACAUAACCCGCGGGGGGGCCCUGCUGCCCUGGCCUCCUCCUCUUUAGUGGUAGAGUGACCUUUUCAGUUACGGAGAACCUCCAUUGAAAGAAAAAAACCCAAAGGUUGAACAGAGGCGGCCGUGACCUUGGCC
Messenger RNA from Carlito syrichta (Philippine tarsier), 2230 nucleotides. It is a transcript of the gene COL8A2, whose product is annotated as collagen type VIII alpha 2 chain. Gene Ontology annotation, molecular function: protein binding. Bases 1 to 2103 code for a protein of 700 amino acids. The record is from RefSeq and is a predicted model, not a curated record. Lineage: Eukaryota; Metazoa; Chordata; Mammalia; Primates; Tarsiidae. The transcript is spliced from 2 exons.